Molecule: messenger RNA, 1387 nt
Organism: Centropristis striata (black sea bass)
Lineage: Eukaryota; Metazoa; Chordata; Actinopteri; Perciformes; Serranidae
Product: ecto-ADP-ribosyltransferase 5-like
Exons: 2
Coding region: 97-948 (283 amino acids)
Molecular function (GO): NAD+ poly-ADP-ribosyltransferase activity; NAD+-protein-arginine ADP-ribosyltransferase activity
Source: RefSeq, a predicted model, not a curated record
CUGCUGACGGGUUCUCCUGCUGACGGGUUCUCCUGCUGACGGGUUCUCCUGCUGACGGGUUCUCCUGCUCCACUCGUUGCUGUCUCCAGGUGGAAGAUGACGGUGCUGCUGGUUUUGGCGGCGGUGCUUCUCACUGAUGGAGUCUCUGCAGGAAACACAGUGAACGUCGGGGUGAAGCGCUACCUGCCGCUGAACCUGGCUCUGAAGUCUGUAGACGACAUGUACGACGGCUGCAAAGACAAAAUGGACGAGGAGGUGAAGGGAUACCUGCAGAACGAGCUGGGACAGUUCAGAUCAGACUGGGACUGGGCGAUGAACCAGGAGCAGGAGGAGCCAGCCUCCUCCUCCCUGAAGAAGGAGGAGGCUGGCUCCUCCUCCUCCCUGAAGAAGGAGGAGGCUGCAGCUAUUCGCGUCUACACUUCUAGUCUGUAUGUCGACUUCAAUAAUGCCGUUCGGAGCCAGAAGUCUCAGUACAAGAAGUCGUUCCAGUACCACACGCUUCACUUCUACCUGACCAGCGCCAUCCAAGCUCUCCGCUCCCACAGACUCAGCUUCCUCCGUCCCGGGGACGACGGCUGUCUCAGCGUCUUCAGGAGGACCGACAGGGACUUUCGCCGAGACGUAGUCAACAAAAACGUUCGCUUCGGCUCCUUCGCCUCGUCCUCACUGGACACCAGCCAGGUCAGUUUUGGAGACAGCUCGUGCUUCGAGGUGGUCACGUGCCUGGGAGCAGACAUCUCCAUGUUCUCCAUGUUUCCACAGGAGAGAGAAGUGCUGAUUCCUCCUUACGAGGUCUUCAAAGUGGUCCAGAUAAAGAAGAGAUCUCAGCAGCCGGAUCUUCCAUGUGAGGUGGUCUACACGCUGAGCAGCACCAAGAAGCCUGUGUCCAAGCUGAACUGUGCUCUCUUUAAAAAAAAGAAACAACUCUCAAGUGUUAGACACGGUUAACAUGUGAGAUAAUAAUAAUAAUUAUCUCAUAAUAAUGAGAUAAUAUUUCAUCAUUUCAAGGACAGCAAAUUGUCUUUAAUCAGUAUUUAUGCAAAUAUGGAUUUGUUAACGGUGAUAUUUGCACAAUUCGGCAAUGUCAAAUUGAAUUUAAAGGUUCUAGAACAGAAAAUGCAUGAAAUUCAUUGUUGAUCCGUACUGAAAUGUUUGAAUAAAUAUGAACAAUUGUUAAGUUGUAUACAAUAAAAGUAAUACAUUGUUGUAAUUAAAUUAGAAUGUGUCCUGCAAAGUUACUGUAUGAGAACUGUGUUUGAGAGAAUAAAUAAACACCCUCGUGUUUCUCAAGUUGUGCAUCUUUCUUCAAUGUUUUUACACUGACAGUAUUUUAUCAUUUUAAACAAUCAUCAGUCAAAACCUAAAAUCAUGUUCUUCCUAACUAAAA